AUGCUAUCACAAAUCCAGACCGAGACGCCACCUGAGGAUCUGGCUGCUCUGGCUGAGACUCAUUACUUUGCCGCCAACCCACCUCCAAAAGACCUAGAGAAGCAUGUUGCGCUUGCUCGUGACUUCAUCAACUUCCACUCGGCUGCAAAAAGGCGACUUGUGUUAGUUACGUCAGGGGGGACAACGGUGCCGCUUGAGAAGCAGACUGUCCGUUUCAUUGACAACUUCUCUGCUGGAACCCGCGGGGCUACAAGUGCCGAAUACUUUUUGGAGGCCGGCUACGCCGUCAUCUUCUUGCACCGCCAAUUCUCACUCCUUCCCUUCUCCCGCCACUACAGCCAUGCAACCGACUGUUUUCUCGACUUUCUCCGGGAGGGUCCCGAUGGGAGCGUUGUGGCCCGCGACGAGGAUGCGGCUAGGAUGCUGCAUGUCUUGAGGAAAUACCGCAACGCCCGGGAUCGCAACACACUGCUGGUACUGCCUUUCGUCAGUAUUUCUGACUACUUGCAUGAGCUGCGCAGCGUUGCGCAACUAAUGCAACCCCUGGGUCCGAGUGGGCUGCUGUACUUGGCUGCUGCUGUCAGCGACUUCUUCGUACCGCCGGAGCGUAUGUCUGAGCACAAAAUCCAAAGCACUGAUGUUGCCGAAGCUUUCAAGAAGUCCAAGAACGCUCGCGCGCAAAAGACGACGGAAGAUGAAGAAACAUUUGACAACUUCGACUCCUCGCCGGCGGUGCCGAGGAGCAAGAGCCUGGUCAUCGACCUGGACCCCGUACCUAAGUUCUUGAAGAAUCUGGUGGAAGGAUGGUCACCCCAGGGCAUGAUCGUGUCCUUCAAGCUCGAGACAGAUCCUGAGAUUCUGGUGCACAAGGCAAAGUACUCGCUCGACCGUUACCAGCAUCAUCUCGUGAUCGGCAACUUGCUGGCGACACGCAAGUGGGAAGUUGUUUUUGUCUCUCCGUUGUCUCCGGAUCGCUGGAUUCGUAUUCCGAACCCGGCCGAAAGCCACGCCUCUACGGCCGCCGUGGAGAAGGAUGAGCCGGUCGAUCCCAAAAGCCUCCCGGACGGUGAACCGGACACAGAAAUUGAGAGCCUGAUAAUCCCAGCCGUCCAAGAGUUGCACACCAAGUAUAUCCAGACGGUGGAGGCGAAGAAUAAGGCGUAG
Dichotomopilus funicola is the source of this 1164-nucleotide messenger RNA. RefSeq lists its product as uncharacterized. The record is from RefSeq and is a predicted model, not a curated record. The transcript is spliced from 7 exons. Gene Ontology annotation, molecular function: phosphopantothenate--cysteine ligase activity. NCBI's taxonomy places the organism in Eukaryota, Fungi, Ascomycota, Sordariomycetes, Sordariales, Chaetomiaceae. The coding region runs from base 1 to 1164 and encodes 387 amino acids. Gene Ontology annotation, biological process: coenzyme A biosynthetic process. Gene Ontology annotation, cellular component: cytoplasm; nucleus.